UGAAAUGUAACUCAAUUUGUCCUCUGAUUCCCACUGCACAAUGAGCACUUCAACUUCUGGCACCAGGAGAAGAACGCCUGGAGAGAAAAGGAUUGAUCGGUUAGAAAAGGAAGGUGAGGAAGUGUAUCAAAGUCUCAACUUUAAAUGUGGGCGUCCACUAAUGAUCCCACCAGCUCCUAACUUAUCACCUUACAUUGACAAGUAUCCAGAGGGAGCAGAUUUGAGCGACAGCAAUAAGAAAAGCAAAAAUAGGCAAGAGGACUACACUGCUGAAGUAACAGUGUACAGGGUAUUGGAAAGGUUGGAUGACAACGUCAUCGUGAUUCAUGGUAUGGUAUACAAUCAUGGAGAUUACCAGAUAUUUGUUGAUGACCAUAAAUCAAAGAAGAAAAUUGGUGAAAUUUGUAAAAUAAAGAAUAAGGAGCCGGAGGAGGAGUGUGAUUUUUUAAUAAUUGGAAGCAAUUAUAUAACAAUCAUAGAAGUCAAGAAUAUAACUGUUGAAGAUCAUCUCGACGUAGCAGCUGACCAGCUUAGUGCUUUGACAACAAUCUUACAUAAUUCUUUUGAGCAGAGACUGAGGACUCUUGAUCUGAUAAAAGGCAUUAACAAAGAUGUGGUUGUUCAUUGUUAUACAGCAUGUCCUAAUUUGAGUAGGGCAAAGCUCCCUAAGUUGUUUGUUGAAUCUGAUCUGGUUUCCACAGUAAUAUUUAAAGAGGAACUUAAUGAUUUUCCCAAAUGGUGGAUGGAUCACAUCAGUGUAACUGGUGAGAUUACUCAAAGUCCUCUGAGAGAUACAUAUAUUUUAUUGGCAUUAUGGUGCACAGAAAAGAACAAGUGUGAUAAACUGAAAUGUAGCAUGGGACAGACAAUAACAAACAUAGACAAAUAUCUCAAAGGUGGUGAUUUUACGUUCAUUAGCAAAAAUCGAGAUCCCAAUCCUGGUGUUGCAUCGGAGACCCCUCCAAUGAUUAAAGAACAUUUUGGACUCAAGAACUUGACUGUGGAACAGCUCAGUGCUCUUAACUCGGAAAAACAGUUCUUAUGGAUUAAUGGCCCAGCAGGAACAGGGAAAUCAGUUGUCAUUAUGGGGAAGAUAUUAAAGUUGGCCCUAUCAAACGACAAGCAUAAAAUUGCAUUAUUCCAUUUUGUUGAUAAUUGCAACAACUACUGUAAUCAGAACUUGAGUCUUCUUGAGAGUGCUGGGAUCAAGUAUGAGAUGAUAUUUCCUGACUCCUGGUCUUGGAAGGGUCGAGAUGAACAAAAUGCGGCUUCUGCUUUAUGUGACAUUAUAUACAGGUGUCACCAGUCUAAUCAAGUUGCUGUUAUUGUAUUAGAUGUUGCAUCAAUUCAAAUGUAUAGAAAAGUGUGGCUUAUUAAAAUAGUUGGCUGCCAACAACAUUGCUCUUUGUUCAUUGACGACUACCAGUCUUAUAUUGGUAUUAAUAGCUAUAAAGGAAAAUAG
Messenger RNA from Bolinopsis microptera, 1462 nucleotides. RefSeq lists its product as uncharacterized. Lineage: Eukaryota; Metazoa; Ctenophora; Tentaculata; Lobata; Bolinopsidae. The transcript is spliced from 3 exons. The coding region runs from base 41 to 1462 and encodes 473 amino acids. The record is from RefSeq and is a predicted model, not a curated record.